AUGUUUCGUAGUACGACCGCGCUGCUGCUGGGCGCUCUCUCUUUAAUCGCCCUCCCCGCCGCUGCCCAGUUCCCGGGACAGACCGUCCGCUUCAGCUCCGUCCUCACCGGAGGCAUCGACGGCACCACGGGCUCCUGCAUAACCGCUACACAAAACGCGGAUGGCGCGCCCGUUGUCAUUCAGCCUUGCGGCAACAACGCGACGCAGCUCAACUCGUGGCUUGUCCCCAACGGCGUUGGUGUCCCCGGCCCGCUCAAGAUCUUCGGCGACAAGUGCCUCGACGUGAAAGACGGCGCCAAUGCAGAUGGGACAAAACUCCAGAUCUGGACGUGUGCCGCUGGAAAUACCAACCAGAUGUGGGUACCUGGCGGACAGGAAAUCCCCAUUGCAUGGUCUGGGAAGGGAAAGUGCAUCGACCUCACGAAUGGCGACACGACCGCCGGCAACCAGUUCCAAGUGUGGACUUGCGACCCACAGUCGCAGAACCCGAAUCAGCGCUUCAACAACCUUGAUGUCACCGAGCCCAAAACCCGAGCCAUCCACCCCAAGGCAGACGCAUCUAAAUGCGUCACUGCAGCGGCCCACACUGUCGGCGCCGCCGUCGUUAUUGCACCCUGCGCCACCAGCAAGACAGCUGAACAGGCGUGGUCCGCGCCUGUCGGCGGCCAGCUCGCAGUGGCCGGUGCGAGCGCAUCCGCCACGCCCCUCUGUGUCACGCCCAAAGACGACAACUUCCUCGCCGACGGCACGAAGCUCGUCUUGGCCGAAUGCGACCUGAGCGGCGGCAAGGCUGACCAGUUCUGGAGUAACCCGAACCCACAGGGAGGUGUCAUGAGCAACGGAGGGUUCGGUAAGAACGUUAUGGAUCUGACGGACGGAAACCUGACGACGGGGAACCAGCUCCAGAUCUGGUUUGGGAAUAUCUUCUCUGGGGCUGGAGACAACAUCAACCAGGACUGGACCGCGACGUAUGUCUUCUAG
Messenger RNA from Mycena indigotica, 981 nucleotides. RefSeq lists its product as uncharacterized. Lineage: Eukaryota; Fungi; Basidiomycota; Agaricomycetes; Agaricales; Mycenaceae. The transcript is spliced from 8 exons. The record is from RefSeq and is a predicted model, not a curated record. Bases 1 to 981 code for a protein of 326 amino acids.